UUCCCUUAUCCUGCAAGUCAUCAAAUUCUCCAAAUUGCACUUAAGAGAAAAUUAACUUUGGUUCCUCUAUAUUCACUAGCUAGGAAAUAAUGGAUGGUUCAUAUGUACAAGAAGAGAGUGGAUGGACAACUUAUUUGGAGGACUUUUCAAUGGAAAAUAAUAACAGGGAAAAUAGCUCUUGUUCUGAGAAUGAUAGUUUUGGUAGCCCUUCUUUGUUGUCUGAUGCUGCUUCUCAUGCUGUUAAUUGGAAGAAUUGUAACAGUACCAAUAAUCAAGUCUUGAAUUCAUAUAAUUCUCCUAUGGGUGGCUCACCUUUUCUUAAGAGAUUGAAUUUGAAGAAACCAAGGAACAAGAAAAUCUCUGAUCCUGAUUUAGAAGACACUGCUAGCUCGCCUGUCAACAGCCCUAAGGUAAGUAGUUUUAAGCAGAUGGACAUCAAUUACCGAAGAGCAGAUGGAAAUUUCCUGGGAAAUAUUGAAAGUGGUUCUACGCAAGAUGAAGAAAUGCAAACUGUAGAAAGAAAUAGUGUGUGUUUUGAUGGAAAAAACAAUAGCUAUAAGGACCUGAAGAAAAAGGGACUCUGUUUAGUGCCUUUGUCCAUGUUAGUCAACUAUCGAGGCUGAUCAUCUCCUUAAUUCUUUCAUCUCUCUCCAUGUAAAAAAUAUCAUUUUCUGUUAUUUCUAGGGAAAGGAAUGUAUUAUAUGAAAAAACUGGCAAAAAGAUUAAUAAAAACAUAAUUGUGAAAGUGGUACUUAGUUCUUUUCUUGCACGUGUUAGUUAUUGGACAGCAGGAAGGUUCCAAAUAUUUAAUGAAAUGUGU
Messenger RNA from Nicotiana tabacum (common tobacco), 820 nucleotides. RefSeq names its product vascular-related unknown protein 1-like. Gene Ontology annotation, biological process: xylem development. The record is from RefSeq and is a predicted model, not a curated record. Lineage: Eukaryota; Viridiplantae; Streptophyta; Magnoliopsida; Solanales; Solanaceae.